UUUAGAUUUUUCUCAGUUUUGUCUGAGAUUCAUAAAACAUGGGAAUCGAUGCCAAAGAUAUUGGAACUCUUGUCUGGAAAAUUCUCAGAAUCACCACGAACAAUGUUUACACGUGCGUAAGAAGAUACCCAGUUGUUUCUUUAGUUUCUGCGGCCACCUUCCUCCUAUACACAUUCCUUCCUCUGCUCUUCUACUUCAUCAUCUGCUCUUCUCCGUUCAUCGCAUGUUCUGUGUUUUAUCUUCGAAACCAUUUAAGAUCCAAGCCUUCAAAGAUCGAAACUAUCAACACGGCUAAUGCGUUACCACAGUUUUCGCCAGAGGGUUCUGAGAGAGGAACAAGGAGAGCUGACUUAAAGCACCAACGAAGCGUUAGACGAAACGCGAGAAGGAAAGUUGAGGAGGUUGGCAAAGACUGGGACUCUUCUCAGGCUAGCGAGGAUGAGAGAGACCAAGUCAUUUUAACAACUCUCUACGGUGAAUUCCCCAACCCUCAAAAAUUUAAGAAAGACAGAGCCUUCCUUACGUCGCAAGAAUACUCCUUUGAGCCUAACCUAGACGAAGAAAAGAGAGACAAAGCCUUUCUUGCGUCGCAAGAAUACUCCUCUGAGCCUAACCUAGACGAAGAAAAGAGAGACAAAUCCUUUCUUGCGUCGCAAGAAUACUGCUUUGAGCCUAACCUAGACCAAGAAAAGAAAAACAUAGCCUUUCUUGCGUCGCAAGAAUACUCCUCUGAGCCUAACCUAGACGAAGAAACUUCUUUUGCAACCACUGGAAAUUUUUCUGUUCUACAUCCAUAUGAGAGGCUUACGAGUGGAGGUGGUGAAACUGAAGUUGAGUGUUCAUCAUCAUCAUCAUCAUCAGAAGGAGAAGAAGAAGAACCUUUCCCUAAAGACACCAAGAUCAUAGCUUGGACCGACGAUGAUCAGAAGAAUCUAUUGGAUCUUGGAAACUCUGAGAUGGAACGUAACAAGAGACUAGAGCAUUUGAUUACUAGAAGAAGAACGAGGAGACAAGUCUUACUUGCAGCAGAGAGAAGCCUAAUGGAUAUGGAGGUUCCUCCUGUUUGUGUUGGAAGAAACUACUUCGGUUUGGAUCAUGAUGAAAACUAUAUGAUUGAUGGGCUUCAAAUGCCUGAGUCUGCACCUUCUGUGUUGUUACCAACAAAGAACCCAUUUGAUCUUCCUUAUGAUCCACAAGAGGAGAAGCCUAACCUCUCAGGUGAUAGUUUUCAUCAAGAGUUUUCUUCAGCUAACCCUAACCCUAGUGAAAGCUUCUUCAGCCACCAUGAGAGCUUCUGCCGCAGAAACUUUCCUCCAUCAGAGGUUGACUCCAGAUUGGAACAGUGGAAAAAUUCAACUGAUGGCUUGCUUAGACCACAACAAGGUAGUGAUUAUGAUGGUUUGGUUGAGAAGAAACAACCUCUAAAAAUAGCAGAAACAAAAGAUAUGGAGACAGAACACAUGGCAGAGACCGUUGUGAGUGAUUUAGACACAUUGCUUGCUCCUCAAGAAAUGGCAAUUACGGAUACCAACGUCUUGGAUCAAGUAGAUUCUUCUGAAACUUCUGUAAAACCAAAUGGUGAUCAACCUGUUGGAAAUGCUUUAAAGGGUGUGAUUCGUAGAAACACUGUGACACGUUCGACUUCAUUAGCACCAGAAAGGCAAAUAUACAUGGAACAUUUUGGUUACAGCACAGGGAAAGGACAUAAGGUGACAAAAUCUGGGGAAUCUGAUCUUCAAGUUGAGUUUUCUGAAGUGGGAUCACCUCCCACUACAGUUGAUUGGAAUCAUUCUUCUGAUGAUGAUGAGAAGUCACUCUUUGUCAACGAGUCAGACACAGGUAAGGAGGAAACAGUGUUUAGUGGCGAGGUAAAUGAGGCUAAAGAGAAUAGUCUUGUGGAUGGAGCUGCAGAAUCUCAAAUGUUACCAAUGGAGAAACUUGAUCAAGAUUUCAAUAUGAGUUCUCAAGAAAGUGAUGCAGCCAAACAAUUUGAGGAACAGGAGAGAUCAAAAGCCAUAGAGGCCACAGUUCCUCACACCAAUGAAGUUAUACUAGAGGAACCACCUGAACAUCUCACAAACUUGGUGGAUGAGACGAAGAUGAGUUAUGAGUCUGAUGAACCUGGACCCUCUGAGAGAAGAGCCAAUCAAGAGAUGCAAGAGAUAGUGGAACUAGAAGCUUCAGUUGUGAAUCAUGUCACAUCUGAUGAUUCUGAUACUUCACCAACAUCUGUGUUACCAGACAUCUCGUCACCAUUAGGCCAGACUUUGACUUUAACCUCUGAGAAUUUGGAACUUGCAUCAGGUAGUCAACCGGGAGCUGUGAUUCCAGAUCAUGAACCAUCUCAGAGUCAAUUAGGUGAUAGGAACAGUAUAUUAACAGAGGUGAGCCCUAUGUAG
Molecule: messenger RNA, 2399 nt
Organism: Brassica oleracea var. oleracea
Lineage: Eukaryota; Viridiplantae; Streptophyta; Magnoliopsida; Brassicales; Brassicaceae
Exons: 3
Coding region: 39-2399 (786 amino acids)
Source: RefSeq, a predicted model, not a curated record